This is a messenger RNA of Eublepharis macularius, 8289 nucleotides long. RefSeq names its product tripartite motif containing 33 (gene TRIM33). NCBI's taxonomy places the organism in Eukaryota, Metazoa, Chordata, Lepidosauria, Squamata, Eublepharidae. The transcript is spliced from 20 exons. Bases 1 to 3333 code for a protein of 1110 amino acids. Gene Ontology annotation, molecular function: zinc ion binding; protein binding. The record is from RefSeq and is a predicted model, not a curated record.
AUGGCGGAAAACAAAGGAGGAGGAGGCGGCGGUGGCGGGGAGGGGGCCGUGGAGGCCGCGCCGGCCGGGGGUGGUCCCGAGCCCGCCGCUACGGCCACUGUCGUUGUCACCUCUGUGGCGGCCGCGGCGUCCCCGCCCCCUCCGGCUCCCGCCCCUUCUGAGGAGAGGGAGAGCCCCGCCGCGGUGGUCCUGGCUGCGGCGGCGGACAAGGGCCCGGGGGAGGCCGAGGCCGCGGCGCUGGUGGUGGUGAGCGGAGGCACGGGCUCUGGCCCGGCGCCGCUGGGCCCUAGCCCCGCGCCUCCUGCACUGUCCAGCGCCGCGCCGGGCCCGCUGUCGCUGCUGGACACCUGCGCGGUCUGCGCCCAGAGCCUGCAGAGCCGGGAGGCCGAGCCCAAGCUUCUGCCUUGCCUGCACUCCUUUUGCCGCCGCUGCUUGCCGGAGCCUGAGCGCCAGCUCAACGUGCCCGUGCCCGGUGGCGCCAACGGGGACAUCCAGCAGGUUGGUGUAAUCAGGUGUCCGAUCUGUCGCCAGGAAUGCAGACAAAUAGAUUUGGUAGAUAAUUACUUUGUGAAAGACACAUCUGAAGUACCGAGCAGCUCUGAUGAGAAAUCUGAACAGGUGUGUACCAGCUGUGAUGAUAAUUCCAGUGCUGUUGGAUUCUGUGUAGAAUGUGGUGAAUGGCUGUGCAAAACAUGCAUAGAAGCCCACCAGCGAGUAAAAUUUACUAAAGAUCACAUGAUCAGAAAGAAGGAAGAUGUUUCUUCAGAGGCUGUUGGAGCAUCCGGGCAACGUCCUGUGUUUUGUCCUGUCCACAAGCAAGAACAGUUAAAACUUUUUUGUGAAACCUGUGACAGAUUGACAUGCAGAGACUGUCAGUUAUUGGAGCAUAAAGAGCAUAGGUAUCAGUUUUUGGAAGAAGCAUUUCAGAAUCAAAAAGGUGCUAUUGAAAAUCUGUUAGCCAAACUCCUUGAAAAGAAGAAUUAUGUUAACUUUGCAGCUACUCAGGUGCAAAAUAGGAUAAAAGAAGUAAAUGAAACUAACAAGCGAGUAGAACAGGAAAUCAAAGUUGCUAUUUUUACCCUCAUUAAUGAAAUCAAUAAAAAGGGGAAAUCUCUCUUACAGCAGCUUGAGACUGUGACAAAAGAGAGACAGAUGAAACUAAUACAACAGCAGAAUGAUAUCAAUGGUCUGUCACGGCAAGUGAAACAUGUGAUGAACUUUACCAAUUGGGCUAUUGCAAGUGGCAGUAGCACUGCUUUGCUUUAUAGCAAGCGACUGAUCACGUUCCAAUUGCGACAUAUUUUAAAAGCACGAUGUGAUCCCGUACCAGCUGCUAAUGGAGCAAUACGCUUCCAUUGUGAUCCCACUUUCUGGGCAAAGAAUGUAGUCAACUUAGGUAAUCUUGUUAUUGAAAAUAAACCAACCCAAGGUUACACUCCUAACGUAGUAGUGGGACAAGUUCCCCCAGGAACAAACCACAUCAGCAAACCUCCAGGGCAAAUUAAUCUUGCACAACUUCGACUUCAGCAUAUGCAACAGCAGGUGUACGCACAAAAACACCAGCAGUUACAACAGAUGAGGAUGGGGCAGCCAGCAGGGCAGCUUCCCCGUCAGGCAGGCCCACAGAUGCUACAGCAACAGCCUCCUAGAUUGAUAAGUAUGCAGACCAUGCAGCGGGGUAUGAAUUGCGGUGCUUUCCAAGCCCACCAGAUGAGAAUGGCUCAGAAUGCAGCUCGUCUCCCAGGGAUACCACGGCACAACGGGCCCCAGUACUCCAUGAUGCAGCCACAUUUACAAAGACAAGUAUAUGCUCAUUCAAACCCAGGACAUGCAGGGCCUUUUCCAGUUGUUUCGGUGCACAAUAAUACUAUCAAUCCAACAAGCCCUACUACAGCCACCAUGGCCAAUGCUAACCGUGGCCCAACAAGUCCAUCUGUAGCAACAAUAGAGCUUAUUCCCUCUGUAACAAACCCAGAAAACCUUCCUUCUCUGCCGGAUAUUCCUCCCAUUCAGCUGGAAGAUGCCGGUUCCAGUAACUUGGAUACUUUAUUAAGCAGAUACAUUGCAGGCAGCCACUUGCCCCCCCAGCCUAUAAGCAGCAUGAAUCCUUCCCCUGGGCCAUCGGCUCUAUCUCCAGGAUCAUCAGGUUUAUCAAAUUCUCACAUCCCUGUGAGGCCACCCAGUACUUCCAGUACAGGCAGUCGAGGCAGCUGUGGUUCGUCAGGCAGAACAGUUGAAAAGAAUAAUAUUAGUUUCAAGACUGACCAUGUGAAAGUUAAGCAAGAGCCUGGCACAGAAGAAGAGGUAUGCAGUUUCUCAGGACCAGUAAAGCAAGAAAAAUCAGAGGAUGGCAGAAGGAGUGCCUGCAUGCUCAGCAGUCCUGAGAGCAGCUUGACUCCACCUCUUUCCACAAACUUGCAUCUUGAAAGCGAGUUAGAAGCAUUGGGAAGUAUUGAAAACCAUGUUAAAACUGAACCAGCAGACUUGAGUGAAAGCUGCAAACAAUCUGGACACAGUCUUGUCAAUGGCAAAUCUCCAGUGCGCAGCCUCAUGCACCGAUCAGCUCGGACUGGAGCAGAAGGCAACAACAAAGAUGAUGAUCCCAAUGAGGACUGGUGUGCUGUGUGCCAAAAUGGAGGAGAUUUGUUAUGUUGUGAAAAGUGCCCCAAAGUUUUCCACCUCACAUGUCAUGUACCUACUCUCCUCAGCUUUCCAAGUGGAGAGUGGAUAUGUACAUUUUGCCGAGAUCUAAUGAAACCUGAAGUAGAGUAUGAUUGUGACAAUUUGCAGCACAGUAAGAAGGGGAAAACUGCACAAGGUUUGAGUCCUGUGGACCAAAGGAAAUGUGAACGCCUCCUCCUCUACCUGUAUUGUCAUGAGCUAAGCAUUGAAUUCCAGGAGCCAGUCCCAGCCUCGAUACCAAACUACUAUAAAAUAAUAAAGAAACCAAUGGAUUUAUCUACAGUAAAAAAGAAACUACAAAAGAAGCAUUCCCAGCACUACCAGACACCUGAAGACUUCGUGGCAGAUGUGCGGCUGAUCUUCAAGAACUGUGAAAGGUUUAAUGAAAUGAUGAAAGUUGUUCAAGUUUAUGCAGAAACACAAGAGAUUAAUUUGAAGGCUGAUUCAGAAGUAGCACAGGCAGGGAAGGCAGUUGCAUUAUACUUUGAAGAUAAACUUACAGAGAUCUACCCAGACAGGACCUUCCAGCCACUACCUGAAUUUGAGCAAGAAGAGGAUGAUGCUGAAAUUACAGAUGACUCUGAUGAAGAUUUUGUACAGCCACGUAGAAAACGUCUAAAAUCAGAUGAGAGACCAGUGCAUAUAAAGUAACCUGAUUAAAAUGGACCUAAACUGUUGUAAAAAGCAAAAACAAACAUAUUUAAGUGUUUCUGGAAUAUUAUCAUGCCUUCAGUGGCCAUCUUAAUGAAGCUGAUAGUGUUCAGACAGUAUUAGAUUACAAAAAAGCAUUUGUGCAGAAACGUUCUUGUCAAAAAAGGGGGGGAAGCUUUCCAUUUUUGCUUUUUUUAGUGUUUGGAUUUCCUUUUCCACUGAGAAUACCCUGUCAUUUCUCAAACACAGAGGUGUGAGAUGAAGACAAUGCAGAUUUUAUAUGAUAUUUGUAUGAAAAGUGAACUCUUUCACUGCUUAGUAAUUUCUGCAAGACUUGGACCAAGGCAGUCAUGUUUCGCUUUUCAUGCAGUUCAGCAGUCUUGAGCUGCAAUAUACUUCCUGAACAUCCUCUUCAUGCGAUCCCUAAUUGUGAACUGGAUUGUGUUUAAUCAUCGUCUCAGCUAAAUGGUAUUGCAAAUACCAUAUUCCCUGUUGGAUCAAAUAGCUAGGUUCUGCUUUUCUUUACUGGCCUUGUGUAGAAGUACCAUAACUUGAUCAUUAAACCAUUUUGAAUUGGAGAAUGCAGGAGUGAGAGUUCUUCAUAUACAUUAAGUAUGGUUGAAAUUAAUGUUUUUCAAUAGGAUUCAGAGGGUUCAUGGUGUUGAAUGGAAGUCCUAUGCACACAACACUUAAGUGAGUUUCCUCUUGGAAUUUAAUCCUAUUUUUCUCCCCAUAAGAUGCAGGAUGUUGGCUGUGAUACUGGUUACAUAGUUUUUAGUAUUUUAAAAAUUAGGCUAUGAUAUUAAUAACUGGUGACUAUCCAGUCUUCCCUAAUACCAGUUUCUGAUAGAUCACUAUCAGCAAACAAUAACUUUGUCAAUUACCAAAUGUGUAAAAUUUCUUGUAUUCACUCUGUCUUAUUUGUAAAUAGUGGUACUGUAAAUCUUUUCAGGACAGCAACAUUUGCUGUGCUGUUUUUAAGCUAAUAUGUAUUCUUACUAUUGUUCCUAAUCAAGAAGAGAUUUGUAAUACGUUGUCUAUUUCUAAAACUGUGUUCAUAGUUUGAAGUUCUAUAUUGUUUUGUUAGAGCUACUCAGAGUUUUCUUCAGAAGCAGCUUAAGUGAAAUAUCUAAGGGAAAAGAAAAUGAGCCCACUGAAACAGUUACUUGUCUAUACUUAGAACAGAAGACUGGCAUAUAUAGUGCCUCAGACAAGUGAUCUGUGAUUAGAUGGUAUUGGCUUGCCCCAGUGGGAGAUAAUGUGUAUGUAAGCAGGCUCUUCAGUUCUUCCUCAAAGGUAACAUUAAGGUUAGAAAUAUCCUUGGAUUUUUGUAAUUUAGCUCUGAACAGGUAAAAUCCCACAUAUGCUUGGCCUAGUCCUGAUUGGACAGCACCUGGGAAUUCAGUUUUAAGUUUUUGUUAUGCCAGUUUGAAUGAAUGAAGACCGUAUUGAGGUGACCAAAAUAUAGUUUGCUGGGUUUUUGGGGGGUAGCAAAUGGCUAAAUUUUUAACAUGUGUAAUGAGCAUAAUUCAUCAUGACAUGUAAAUUUAAUUAAUCCAUACAGGAAAGAUUACUAGCUAUUAUUGCACAACAUGUUAACUCUGUUAUGCGUUGCAGAAUUUUAAUGUAAAUGUCAGUUUUAAUUUUCCAUAUACAGACAAAGUAAAAGUGGAACACAGUAUGUGGUAAAGAUGUGGAAAAUAUUUAAGGAAGUGCAUGGCUUUUGAUUCAGUUCCUUUAACCAUCUUUAAAAUUGAUUUAAAGCAGAAUUGAAUUGAAACAAUUCUAGAACUUACAAAGUAUACUCAUAAGGCAUUUGUCUAGCAAAUGAAGUAAUUUAAAAUUGUCUGUAUUAGAAUGUAGUUAAUAGUUGCCCUAUUUAAUAGCCUAGACAUAUAUUACUUUCCCUAAGAGAAAUUCAACAUAGUAAUAAUGGAAAUGAAUCUCCAGCUCAUGCCUACCUUAUACCUUUCAGUACACAGAAAACAAUAUUCACCCUGGACUACAUUAUACAUCUGGGCUGUCCUGACCUCAGAAAAGCACCUGCCCUCCCACCCCAAGUAUGGGUUCAUGAUGUUGGGGAAUUUCCAUGGCCAAAUAAACUCAGCACAAUCCAGUUUUAAUGUUUCCCUUCAUGUGUUUUUCUGGGAAGAUGAGUGUGGACCUGAGACUUGAUCUCUUACUGUGUUGGCUUUCCAGCCAGGUCCUAUGAAAGUUUUGUAUGUGCACUUAAAAUUGACAUUUUGGGAAAUUGCUGAUCGGCCGUAAGGAAAACUAGAACAAAAUGCAUAAUAGCUUCACUGGGAGAGAGUUUAAUGCUAUUGUGCAUCAUAUUUUCUGGUGUGACUCAGUUUGUAUUUGAAUAUGUGCCAUUAAACUUAAAUUUUCUAGUUUCUUUGGCACCUAGAGAUUUUGUCUUCUGUACUUUAAAAAAUAUUUUAUAAGCUGGUUUUCCAUAUUAUCUGAAAGCUGCUAUCUGAUCGUCCAAGUUUUAAGCUAUCCUCAGUACUGUUAGGCUAAUUCCAUGUCUCCAUGCUACAUAUAAUAGAAGAUUUACUCUUCUGGGGAGUUAAUUAAACUUUAAAAUCCGCUGUAUCCCCCUCCUGCAAGCAACUUUUGGCAUUUGACAUGGUUUGAUUUGUGCAACCUUGCAGAGUUUAGUACUAAGAGAAAAUGAUAGUGUUCUCAAAUUGUAAGGAUACUUCUAUUUUGUACAAGAAAAUAAAUAAAUAGCCUUCUCAAACAAGUUAGUUUUUUUGUUGCUUUUUCCAUUUGGUAUUUGAAAGACAGUAGAUAAUCAGAAAAUCCUAUAUAGUUACCAGAUUCUAUUCAUGAAGCAUGUCUGAACUAGAUGAAUAAGUAUAUCUAGAUUUUAUGCAUUUUCCCAGAACAGAUGAUUCUGCCAGCCAAAGUAAUUCUUCUGCCAGCCUGUACCAUCAAUGGCAGCUCAUCACAAUUUUUGUUUAAAAUGUCCGCAGUCAGGACUCAGGAGCAGCCUCCAAUUUAGCAGGAUGUUUGUGCAAUAAUUCAGCAGUAGUGGGAUUGAUAACACGUCUUAUAUUAGAGAAGAGCUUCAUUGUAGAUACAAGUGGAGCUUCCCUGGCAUGUGACAUGGGUUUACCUGUGCUGCAUAAUUACAAUGUAUCUUCAAAUGUAUAAAAUGUUUCCAAGAUACUGAGUUGCUCUUAAGCUCUGAUCUUAAAUGUUCUUGUAAAAAAACCCCCUCCAAUCUCUUAGUUGUGUAUGUUUCUAAAGUUUAUGUUAAUCCAAAGAAGAAAAAGGCAGUUCGCUUUGAAACAGGAAGGACAAGUGUGCAGCAUGCUGACUGUGGACUUCUCAAUUACCUCAGCAGGUCCCCUGCCAUGUAAUUACUAGUGAUUAGUGUUAGUUUAACCAGCUAAGUAUGUUCAGGUCUUAAUUAACUGUGCCCUGGAAUUAAGUGUCCUAUCAUAUACUAUUAAGGCUGAGUUACUAUCCAAAAAAGGGUAUUUCCCCCCUAGCUUUUAAGUAGAAAUGCUGUUAAAUGUAGAUAGCUUUUUUCAUGUGAAAAGAUUCCAAUUAAUACUGUUUGGGGUGGUAUUGAGUGACAGCAUAUUCAGCACUUGAUAGAUAACAUGGAAUGUUUUAUAAACAUUCCGUUAAGCCACUGCAACCUAUGAAUAUUUUUGACAAAUCACCCCAAUUUGCCAUUCUGUUGUAUAACCUAGUUCAUUAGCCAGCCCUAUUUAAGUGUAGGUAAUGGCAACAGUAUGUUGAAGUCGAGUGUGUAAUGUGCUGGAUGUAGGCUUUUUUUCUUUUUCCUUCUCUUCCUUGGAAAAAGCAAUAAAACUGCUUUGUCUGUUGCCUAUUAGCAUGGCAGGAAUCCUUUCUUUUGGAUAGUGGUUUUAUAGGAAAGUUUUAUGUGUAUCACCCAAGUCUAGCUUUUAAAAAAAAUAAUAAUAAAGUGUGCAGUUAUAGUGUGGCAUUUUAUUUUAAAAAUUGGGGAAAGUUAACAUAUUUUUUUAAAAAGUAGGUGUUUGAGUAAAUAACGGAGGUACUUUUCUAAAAACUUUAUAUGCCACAAUUUACAUAGACCUAUUUCAGACUAACGCAUGAGACUUGUGAUGUCAGAUCUGGCCACCACAUUUUCCUUUUUCCAAAUUGCAUGCGCAGAAACUCCAUCUGUCGUAGCGCAGUUUGUGUUCGCCUACUUGUCCCCCCUCCCUUUUUUAAUGUAUCUGAAUAGAAAUAAUUUUGAAACGUAGUAAAUUUGGUUCUUAAUUUUGGUAGCUGAGUUACAAUAACAAAAUUUAUGCCCCUUUUUUAUUGGAGUGCUUUUUGCAGUUGAGGAGCUGCUGCUUUCAUUUAACAUGAUUUGUGACUUUGUAUAAAGAAAUGCAAAGAAUUUUUAGGUCUUUCAUUUGUUUCAGCAUUCCCCUUAGUGUGAACAUGAAUUUCGAAAUGGAAGAUGAUGCAUGUUUGUUAAAGGUCUGCAGAUGUGGGCAUUUCUUCAGUUCAAAAUGCCAUUAAACAUGUAUAUAACAGGUCUAUAAAGAUUUGUGCAAUUGAAAAACCUGUUUUAAUUUUAUAUGUAAACAUACAAAUCAAAGGGUUCAACUCCCAGCAUUCUUAAUUUCUUUCUGGUAAUUAAAACUGGUACUUUUUGCACAUAGUUGACUUUACUGAUUCUUCAGAAAAAGUGCUGUUUUUGUGGUAUUGUAUUCUCUGAAUAAUAUUUAAUUUUUUUAACAAGUUAACGUUCAAAAUUGUUCAGUUCCUGUGUUUUUGGCUGGUGUGUAAUAAAGGCAUUUUUUCCCUUUUACGUGAUUAUUUAAUACGUUUAGCAGCCUGUAAAUAUUUCUUGUUAAAUGCUCUGGAAUGUGGUGUAGCAGUUGUACUAGAACAAUUUUAAAAAACAUUGUUUGAAAACCACUUUGUUUUGGUUAUUUCUAUUAAAUUAGAAAAGGAAGAAUCUUU